AUGGCUGAGAUCGGGUACUGGGGUCGGACGCUACUUGGCGUGUCGAUCGCCGGUAUUUUCGUGGCGACGCUGUCCUUGCUCGUACGUUUUCUCCUACCGUUUACUGGCUCUCAAACUAUAACUUAUACGACCCGUGAAGCUGCCUUUAGUGGGGUCGGACACGAUGUUUCUGACUUGCCGCGACCCAUUCGUCGUCGAGCGGCUUUAUUGUUUUGGCUUGAUCAAAUAUUCUGGGUCCUCGCCCAAGUGUUUGUCAAGCUGGCAAUCACUAUUUUGCUCUCCCGCAUAUUAGGCAGCAUGUCAGGCAUUCGCGCCACCACCGCAGGCCUGAUCAUAUUUACUAUAGCGUGGGGUAUUAGUUCAGUCCUAGCCGUUAUCUUCCAAUGCUGGCCGGUUCAACACUUCUGGAUUCAAGGCGAUGAGGGAACCUGCAUCAGUGGCCAGAUCGCCCUGUACACGGCGAUGGGGUCUUUGUCCCUAGCGGAGGACAUUGCCUUGCUAAUUCUUCCAACCGUGGUUGUCUGGCGAUUGAGGCUAAUAGCGAGGCUGAAGAUCCAGCUCACUGUGUUAUUCUCAGUUGGUACUUUAGUCUGCAUUUUUAGUUUCCUCCGUCUACUAGAAUUUGACAACUAUGCCACACGAAACCUAACCCGAAGCGGCUCGCUCGAAACAAUAUGGACCCUCCUCGAACUUGUCCUCGCAAUAUCCUGUGCCUCCGUUGUUGCCAUGCCACCACUCUUCCGACUGUGUGUCGGCUCAUGCCCGCUCGCGUCCUGUCUCCGAAAAAGUUUCUUAGCCUUUUCUUCCCGCUCCUCAGACUUCGUACGUAGCCUUCGGUAA
Penicillium arizonense is the source of this 840-nucleotide messenger RNA. RefSeq lists its product as uncharacterized. The transcript has 5 exons. The record is from RefSeq and is a predicted model, not a curated record. NCBI's taxonomy places the organism in Eukaryota, Fungi, Ascomycota, Eurotiomycetes, Eurotiales, Aspergillaceae. Bases 1 to 840 code for a protein of 279 amino acids.